AUGAAUUUAGCUGGGAGAGAAGGAAAUGUUGGUCUUUUGAUUGAGAUCAAGGAAUCCGCAGAGAUUGAGACGGCCGUUAAAGGUUUGCCAUGGGGAUUCAAUGAGCUGAUAGCACUGGUCGCUGUGGAUGAUUUGACAAGGUAAGGGCUUGGCCGCUGAGCUUUGCGAAAAAAUUUUGGUAAAGUUUUUUUAUAUUAUUCUUCUUUUAGAGAGUUGUUAUCAAAACUGGUAUCUUCUACAAGUAUAUCUGGAAUUCUCUUGGUCCGAGAACGUACACGAGCCUUUGACGGAUUUUCUGAGGAUGGGAUCAGCCCAAAGAAGGAGUAUUGUAAGUUGUUUCAACCAGAUGUUGCUUUUCUGUCAUGUACAGGGUGACCCAAAAAAACGAUCAUCAAAUUUGUUUGUGUCCUAACGCGAAAAUUUUUAGAUUCAGGGAAAUAAUUAUUGCACUAUUAAAUUCUCCGCUUUUUUCUGUCCUAAUACUUCCCUUUUUAUGUCCAUAUCGAUUGAUUAACAUGUUUUUUAAAUGUCAAUAGAAAGGGACUGCGAUUUUGGGACCGUUUCGACAAAAGGAAACUUGUUAAUUUGCUAGAUGUGGAAAGGACGCUGUGACGAAAACAAUCCCAAGUUACAAGUAGCUUGGCAAGAGUAGUCAGCGUCCAGGAAGUGAACGAAAACGCACCGCAAACACUUCUGCGAGACGCGGCAUCAUUAACAACAAACUCCGCGAAUUUCGAGAAAAAAUCGCCCGCAAGAACGGUAUCAGCGAUCAAUUCGUCAACCGAAUAGCCAAAGAAAAGCUCAACCCCGUACUGUACAAGCUGCAAAAAGGUCAACCCCUCAAGGGCGGCAACAAGCGCGUAGAGCGCCAGGGAUGCCUGAAACUUAAGUGUCGGGCCGCAGCUCAGAGGUGUGAGCACAUUCCUUUCGUGGUUUAAUGUUUAGCGGAUGCACGACCACCAGAACGACAGGAUCUGGUCCAAUGAGGCCCCGAGCACAUUAGCUAACGUCAAAACCCGACAAAAUGCGGACCGUUACCCUCUGUGGCGGAAUUUGUGCCAGCGGCAAGAAAUCCAUGCUUUUAGUGGAUCAAGGGGGCAAAAUUCUAGCUCUGCGUUAAUCUCCAUCUCGUCGUGCUUCCGUUGACUUAGAAGAACGUUGGCGAUGCAAAUUUAGCGUUUCAACUAGACUCAGCGCUGGCUCACAAGGCAAAAGCGAUUCAAGACCAGUAAUGGGACCGAUUUUUCCGAUUUGACCCAGUCUGCGAAAAGUGCGCCUGCUCGCCGGAUCUGACACCGAUGAACUAUAAAUUUUUUUUCAAUUGGAGGGCAGUACCUGUACUACACGUCACAACAGUUUGGAGUCACUGAGUGGUCGCUGCGCUGAGAACGGGAACGAUUUCCCCGAAAAAAGCUGCGGCCCCGAGCCCAAAAUUUUAAGUUGCGUUUGGCGCUCUAUAUCGCCGCCAAGUGCUGCUGCUUUGAAACUAGCUUAGUACUUGAUCACCAGGUUUGUUGUUUAUCGUUUGAAUUCAUAAAUUUGUGCUUGUACCGAAAAACAAACUUUUUAUUACGAAAAGUCUUGAUGAUCGUUUUUUGGGUCACCCUGUAUAAUAUCGGGAAAUGGCAAAAAUCUCGAAUUGAUGUGAUUUGACUCUUACUGUUUCCAGCCAUGUAUGGAGAAGAAACCUUAAACUGGAAUGAGUUCGGUGCCUUAUCGGCCAGUGGAUUUCUCAAACAAACGUCAAAAAGCCUCUGUGUCUAAUGGCCGCUUGGGACUCGAUCUUGUAGUCUAGUUAGUUUUUUGUCUAAAAUUUUAGUUUUUUUUGGAUAUUGCACAUGUUGACUUUUAUAAAAUUUUACUUCCAGAUGGACCAUCUCGCCGAAAAUUUGAAGAAAUCCAAGCAGAAAAUUCAGAUCCUGUUUGAUGAGGACCAUUCCCAGCUGCCUCCAAGCUCAAUCUACUCGGUCUUGAAGAAAAAAUCUAACAUAAAGUAG
Bursaphelenchus xylophilus (pine wood nematode) is the source of this 1997-nucleotide messenger RNA. The record is from the annotation of a GenBank genome assembly. NCBI's taxonomy places the organism in Eukaryota, Metazoa, Nematoda, Chromadorea, Rhabditida, Aphelenchoididae.